Molecule: messenger RNA, 1482 nt
Organism: Gloeophyllum trabeum ATCC 11539
Lineage: Eukaryota; Fungi; Basidiomycota; Agaricomycetes; Gloeophyllales; Gloeophyllaceae
Product: cytochrome P450
Exons: 11
Coding region: 1-1482 (493 amino acids)
Molecular function (GO): iron ion binding; oxidoreductase activity, acting on paired donors, with incorporation or reduction of molecular oxygen; heme binding
Source: RefSeq, a predicted model, not a curated record
AUGGCUUUGCUCGUUCGGCCCAUCAGCGCCCUCGAUCUGCUUGUCCUUUUGAUAUGCGUGUAUCUUGGGCGCCUGCUCAUUCUAGUGAGGCAUCAAAAGACUAAGACCUCCCGCCUCAGCGGUCCUCCAAGGAACAAUUGGCUAUUUGGUGCACAGCGAUACCUCUCGAAUAGUGACAAUGUGGGCCUCGAGUUCGCAAAAUGGGCCGCAGAAUAUGGACCUGUAUAUGAGAUCCCUACUGCACUGGGAUAUAGCAGGAUCAUCCUCACGGAUCCCAAAGCAAUAGCUCAUUUCUGCGCCCGGGACACGUUCACUUAUAUACGCGGAAAACAUAUGAAACGCAUGAUCGACUUGCUCCUUGGUCGUGGUCUCAUUUGGGCAGACGGCGAAAGUCACAGGAGACAGAGGAAGGCAGUCUCCUCAGCCUUCAGUAACGCCGCCAUCAGGAAGGUGACCUCAGUUUUCUUUGAUUCUGCCUACAAGGUUAAGGAAGUUUGGGACACUACUAUCGACUCUUCAUCCUCGGAUGAAGCUAUUAUCGAUGUACAACAUUGGAUGAACUGUGUUUCACUGGACAGCAUCGGCAUAGCCGGUUUUGGUCACAAUUUUGGCACCUUGCAAGGGAAGCGGUCAGUAGUUGCGGAAGUGUUCGACGCGUUCAACGACUUGAAGCCUUCUAUCCUCGAGAUCGUCAAUUUUCUCCUUGGGCCCAGAAUCCCCUUCCUGUCCAAGCUGCCGACAGAGCGCACCAAGCUCACGAAGCGAUGGAACGAGAGUGUCGCAGAAAUCGCUGAGGACAUGCUUGCGCGGACGAAGCAGACGUAUGGUGAGGACUCGAAGACGGAGGAGAAGUCUAUCAUUGGUCUUCUUCUCAAAGCGGAGAAUGCUGACACCGACUUAUAUAUUUACCCUGAGGAGGUCAUGGCCCAGAUGAAAGUACUGAUUUUCGCUGGAUAUGAAACUACCUCUAUCAGUCUUACGUGGGCCUUAAUCGAGCUGUGCAAGCACCCAGAAGCUCAAACAAAGCUGAGAGAGGAAUUGACGUCUCAAUUCGGUGCAUCCGAUCCUACCUGGGACCAGCUUAUGACCGAACUACCCUACCUCGACGGAGUAGUUCAUGAAAUCCUCCGACUCCACUCGCCAGUCGAGGAGGCUAUUCGUGAGGCUACAGAAGACGACGUGAUCCCACUGAGCACGCCCAUCACAGACACCUCAGGGAUCACAAUCGACCGCAUCACGGUAGCCAAAGGCACGCAGGUGUCCGUCCCGAUCACCUGCAUGAACUACUUGGAAUCCCUCUGGGGCCCCGAUGUAAGCGAGUUUAAGCCCGAAAGGUGGAUGAACGGGGUGGAAGGCCUGCCGCACAAAGUGCAAGAAGUUCAGGGAUACCGGCACUUGUUGUCGUUCAUGGACGGCCCGCGAAUCUGCCUUGGCAGAGGCUUCGCACUUGCCGAGUUCAAGGUCCGUGUCGUCUUACCUUGA